Messenger RNA from Mesorhabditis belari, 1260 nucleotides. NCBI's taxonomy places the organism in Eukaryota, Metazoa, Nematoda, Chromadorea, Rhabditida, Rhabditidae. The record is from the annotation of a GenBank genome assembly.
AUGACCAAAUCUUCUCCAACUCCUCACGGUCAACCACUCACAAAAGAUGCUAAACAUUUGGUGUCUGAAGUUCGACUAAAACUCUCGCAACCCAUUCAUCCAAAGUUUGACACCGAUUUCAACGUUUAUCGCUUCAUACUAGCAGCGGAAAGACAUCACAAAAAAGAGAAAGAAAUCAUCGAAACAGCCUCAAAAGCUCUCAACAAUCAUCUGCGAUUUAGGAAAGCGCUGGACUUGGACACCGAGGAGAUCGUAUCGUUUGACGAGAAUCCGAUCUUUGUGAAGAGAUUGAUGCCAAAAGGGGAAAUCCAGUCAUUGACCGAUCAACACAAUCGACUGCUUUGGUAUAUCGACUACGCGUCGAUUACGGUUGAGUCAAUCGCCCACACAAUCCCCUCAACAUUCACCUGUAAAUGUCAAUUCUGGCAAUUCGAGCAAAUGCUGAGACGAGUGAUGGAGCAUGAAGAAAAGACUGGGAAAUUCAGCUCUCUUCGUCAUAUCAUUGAUUUGGAUGGAUAUGAUUUGAAUCCAUUCACGAUGCUCUUUUUGAGUAGCGGAGCAAUGGCUUAUUACACGCAACUCUUUCACUUUGAGCACUACCCAGAAUUGGUGUCUCCUUGUGAAACAGUGAAUAUCCCCGGAUGGGUUCACAUGCCAUACAAAUUGAUUCGAGGAAUGAUGCCCGCUGGGUUCACUGAUCGUUUCAAACUCUAUGACAAGAAAUUCCUCGACAUAUUGAAAGAAGAGAUUGAUGUGAAGAAUAUCCCGGUGACACUUGGAGGAGAGAACAAGGAUAUCCGCUGCGUGCCCGCUAUCAAAGUCCCAGAAGAAAAAUACUGGCAACCAACCGACAAUGAUAUCCUCGCCGUACUCGAGAGUUUCCCCGUGCCAGCAAGGAGAGCACGUCACUUUAUCAUUGAGGCAAAAGAAGGAGAGACAUUGUCGUGGUAUUUUCGAACCGAUGGCGAUCUGUAUUUUGGGGUUUUCUAUCAGCCAAGCGAUGAGGCAAAGCAGGAGAAAGAUUUGGAUUCGGAUUCGAUGGAAUUGGUGUAUCCUUUUGUGAAAGUUGCGGCUAAGCUUGUUCACGAGAGGGACACGAUGAAAUGUUUGAAGAGUGGGAGAUACUAUGCCCUAUUCUGCAAUCGUCACGCGUGGAUCUCGAAGAAAACAGCUGAUUUGAUUGUGACGGUGACAAAUGACGAUGGAGAGAGACGAAGGAUACACGCUGAUGGGACACACAGUAAAUGCUCGCUUCUUAUA